Messenger RNA from Pieris macdunnoughi, 453 nucleotides. The record is from the annotation of a GenBank genome assembly. Lineage: Eukaryota; Metazoa; Arthropoda; Insecta; Lepidoptera; Pieridae.
AUGGUGUGGGCCCCAUAUGAGGCUAAAUACAGUCUCAUGUUAGUGCGAAUACAAAAUAAAUUCACCCGUUACCUCUACAAGAGACUGUAUGGAGUGUAUCCUUUGUAUCCGCUUAUGUACCCGACCCUGUUUGUUCUGGGUAUGGUGGGCUAUGACCAGCUACGCCUCAGAAGAGAGCUAGCCUUGUCGGUGUAUGUAUUUAAGAUACUUACGGGUCGGGUCCAUAAUCUGGACAUAAUGGAGAAACUGAGUCUACGGGUACCAAGUAGAAACCUGAGGCGGAAGUCUCAACUUUUGGAUGUACCGCGCGCACACUCCAACUUGGUUAGCGAAGCACCACUCACGCGAGCAAUAAUUAUAAUAAAUAGGACUUCUGUUGAGGUAGACCUGUUUGUUUGUACACUGGCUGAGUUCACAAGAGUUGCUUCCUAUAUUAUUAGUUAUAAGAUUUAG